This is a messenger RNA of Rangifer tarandus platyrhynchus (Svalbard reindeer), 996 nucleotides long. NCBI's taxonomy places the organism in Eukaryota, Metazoa, Chordata, Mammalia, Artiodactyla, Cervidae. The record is from the annotation of a GenBank genome assembly.
AUGAGGGUGACACCCACGUCUCCGAAGAGGGCUGCUCAGGACAACCCCGCUGCGGCGAUCGAUGGGAAGAGGCUCUGGGUGUCCCUCCUGCAUUCGUCUUGGCGGCUUCACUCGCGUUUUUCAAUGAGCCGGAAACGCUGCCGCGGAGAACGAGGCAGUGUCUGCCUCGCCACCUUAGUCAACAAGCGGGACAUCGUCCCCACCACAGAAAACCUGAGCUGGGAGGAAGCAAGAGAUCCCUGUGUGCCCACGCCCCUGCUCCCCGAGUCCGAGGGCUGGGUGAGGCCCGGAGGCUGCCGCGGCGGCGCACACCCCACCCACGGCGCCCCCUGCAAGCAGGUGGGGGGUCUGACCCCGAGGGCCCAGCCCCAGCGCAGGGCCUCAGCGUCUGGCAGCCUGCUCUCGCGGGGCCAGGUGACCCCAGCACGGCGCCUGCUGCACCUGGGUCCCCCGGAUCGCACAGCAGUGCAGACGCACUCAGGGUGGGGGGCCUGCCCGGCUGCCCAGGCGCACACACCACCCCCCAGCGUGGCCGUCAUGGUUUCCACCCGUCUUGCCCUCGCAUGGACCUGGCGCCCCGUGACCCAGUCUGAGUGUGACCGUGGCUAUUCGACCCAAAUCUCCUUUCCCUGCAAGUGGGGCUUUCCGUGGGCUGUGCCCUCCUGUCCCGGAGUCCAGUCUGGAGGACACGCCCUCCCCAGAAAUGGGGAGUUGCCCACGAUGGGAGUCUGCUGGCGACCAGGCCCGGGGGACAGGCCACUCGCCCACCAGGACAGGCGGCCAGUUCUCCAGCACGAGGGCAGCCUUGGGGCUUUGGCCUCAGCAAUUGGCCUCCCUGGGCAGCGGCGGUGGGGGCAGCGGGGGCGGGAGGGUCCCGUCCACUGGGCACAGGGCCCCACUGACCAAGGACUGUGCUCUGGCCCCACCCACCCAGCCCCGCCCCCCGUGACGGCCCAGAAGCUGAGAGUCUUGAUCGUUUUCUGGUGGAAGCAGUGA